Messenger RNA from Leucoraja erinaceus (little skate), 1193 nucleotides. Its product is annotated as gremlin-1-like. Gene Ontology annotation, molecular function: receptor ligand activity; BMP binding. NCBI's taxonomy places the organism in Eukaryota, Metazoa, Chordata, Chondrichthyes, Rajiformes, Rajidae. The coding region runs from base 133 to 606 and encodes 157 amino acids. The record is from RefSeq and is a predicted model, not a curated record. The transcript is spliced from 2 exons. Gene Ontology annotation, biological process: animal organ morphogenesis.
ACCGGAUUCGACGAUCUCCAGUGAAGUCGGUGCGUUGGGGCGUACACACACAAACACACACACACACACACACACACACACACAGCGGAUCGCUCUGCACCUCUGCACCGCUCGGCGUCCCACAACAGCAGCAUGUUGUACAGUGUGCUGGGAUUAUUCAUCAUCUCGGGCCUGCUGUGCGGUGAGGAGACUGCCCAUGGUGGUGGGUCCCGCGGUGCCGUGCCUCCCCCGGGCAAGGGCUGGUCGGGGAGGAAGAAGGAGAAGGAGGAGGUGCUGGACUCCAACCAGGCGGCGCUGAUCGUGAUGGACCGCCGCUACGUGCGCAGGGACUGGUGCAAGUCGCACCCGCUGAUCCAGACACUGAAGGAGGAAGGGUGCACGGGCCGCACCGUCAUCAACCGCUUCUGCUACGGCCAGUGUAACUCCUUCUACAUCCCCAGCCACGAGUACGGUGGGCUCCCCUUCCGCUCCUGCUCCUUCUGCAAGCCCAAGCGGUUCAACACCGUCACUGUCACCUUCAACUGCCCCGGCCUCCACCCUCCCUCCAAGCGAAGGCGGAUUCAACUGGUGAAGGAGUGUCGUUGUAUCUCCAUAGACCUGGAGUAGGGAGGGGUGGCUCCAGCUGCUGUCUGCUUCCACAGUAGCACUUUACAAACCCGGGGGGCUUUGCCCCUCGCCCCCUGAAAGGGGCAAGAGAACUCCGCCAUUCAUCCAUAUGACACCCUCUAUGGGGUGAAACCAAAAGCCUUCCGUGCAGUUGGCAACAAAGUCAAGUUAAAUUAUGUAAACUGUUCAGCCAGUCAAAAAAGAGCCCAAAACAUCAGGAGGUUUGGCUGGCUUAAUGGACCGUGAUGAAGUGACUAUCUGAUGGUCAGAAAGGGAGUCAUCCAGAUUGGUAUUUAUGUUCAGAAAAUAACCUUCCUUUAGAAUCGAGCUGCCUGCCAAAGUGGUUUCUGAGCACACAUUGAGCCCGCUUGUGAGGAGAUGUAAAUCAGAUCCCGUGUGUAUACAAACUCUGUCGAACUACCUACUGACGAUCAGAGUUCUCUAUGAUCUUUGCUACCAACCGGCUUCCAUCUUUGGGCUUUUGCUUUUUAAUCUUGCAAAAUGUGCCAUUGUGUAAUGUUCUUUGGGGGGGCUGGGGUUUUUGUGCUAUCAUUUGAAAGCCAAAUAACCAAUAAAUACAAAUUGUU